AUGACGACCCGCAUCAAGCUCAAGGCAAACCCUCGCUAUCAGAAGUCUGGCACAAAGUCAUAUCUACAUGCCAUGCGCAAGUAUCGCUUCAGCCCGACCAAAGGUGGGCCAUACAUAUUCGGUAACACAAUGGUUCAAUCUGGCCGACCAUUUACCACCAAGCCCAUCGGAGGCCGUGCUCGUUUGCAACAAGUCCUUCAAAAGAAAAGUGCCGACAACGACCAGGUGGGGCAGGUUGGCGCCGACGACGUGCAGAAUGACUCCAUGUAUCUCGCUGAUAUCGAGAUCGGCACACCUGCGCAGAAAGUCAGUCUAGACUUCGAUACUGGCUCGGCUGAUUUAUGGGUCUGGUCUACGAAGCUGUCGCCUGAUACUCUGUCACAAAAUAAAGGCCACGCUGUUUUCGACCCGAAAAAGUCGAGCACCUACAAAGAAAAGGAGGAAUCGGUCUGGAAGAUCUCUUAUGGCGAUGGCUCCUCGGCCUCUGGUUUGGUUGGUAACGACAAUGUCAAUAUUGGCGGGCUAGUCGUCAAAGACCAGGCCAUUGAGAUAGCCGAUUCCUUGUCUGCGCAAUUCGCACAAGGCGCCGGAGAUGGACUUCUGGGACUUGCUUUUGGCAAUAUCAAUACCGUCAAACCGAAGGCUGUCAGUACACCCGUGGAAAACAUGAUUUCACAAUCCGAUAUUCCCAAAUCGGCGCAGCUGUUCACCGUGAAAUUGGGAUCGUGGCGCGAUACUGAUGAGCCUGAUAAGGGCGAGUCGUUUUAUACCUUUGGUUAUGUUGACCAGGAUACGAUCAAGGCUGCUGAGGCAGACAUUCAUUACACAGCGAUUGAUAAGAGUCAAGGAUUCUGGAUGUUUGACUCUGCAUCGGCGACUGUCAAUGGGAAAUCAAUUUCUCGACCCGGAAAUAAGGCCAUUGCUGAUACUGGCACUACGUUAGCAUUGGUUGAAGAUGAAGUUUGUCAGGAAAUUUACGAUGCCAUUGAAGGUGCAAUUUAUGAUGAUGAUAGCCAGGGUUGGAUAUAUCCGUCCGAUACAACUGCCGACAAGCUUUCGGUGAUAUCAUUCGCUGUUGGCGACAAACAGUUCGUCGUGCAGAAAGAGGAUUUAGGGUUCGCCCCGGCGAAGUCUGGCUAUGUAUACGGCGGAAUCCAGAGUCGUGGGUCUAUGACUAUGGAUAUUCUGGGCGACACAUUCUUAAAGGCCAUUUACGCAGUAUUUGAUGUUGGCAAUCUUCGUUUCGGUGCGGUGCAACGAAAGGAGCUGCACCAGAACCUUUCUACAUCUCCAGAGUAG
Messenger RNA from Penicillium olsonii, 1299 nucleotides. The record is from the annotation of a GenBank genome assembly. NCBI's taxonomy places the organism in Eukaryota, Fungi, Ascomycota, Eurotiomycetes, Eurotiales, Aspergillaceae.